AUGGAUCAAUGUUUGAAUGUGGAUGUUGAUGAGGAACUGGUUGAGGGAUAUGCGGGAAUCACUUUGCUAGACGAGGACGACGUCUUGGUUCUGGUCACCGACACAGCUGCGACAUGUGGGGUGGGGGAGCCGAGAUCCUGGGUUCUCGUUGGCCGAUUCUUGACACGCCGGAUGGUGAAUAUUGAGUUCAUGCAGCAGGUUAUGGCGGAGGUAUGGCAGCCUGUGAGCGGGGUGCAGGUAUCGGAACUGCAGCCCAAUCUUUUUAUGUUUGUGUUUUAUCAUCAGACGGACAUGCAAAGGGUAAUUGACGAAGGGCCAUGGUCGUUUGAUAACCAUACGUUGGUUUGUCGGCCGGUGAUGGAGGGUGUGCUGCUGGUGGAUGUGGUGCUUGAUAGUGUAGACAUGUGGGUUCAGGUUCAUGGCCUACCGAUGGGUUAUACGUCUGUGGUGAUUCAGGAGCAGGUUGGAAAUUUCUUGGGCAGGUUUGUGAAGGCGGAUGAGCGUUUUGACGAUCGGCCGUGGAAGGCGUUUUAUCGGAUACGGGUUAGUAUUCUGGUAGCCAAACUGUUGUGUCGAUGUAUGAAGUUUGCAAAGCGGGAUAACACAUGGUGUUGGGUGAGUUUCAAGUAUGAGAGGCUCCAUACUUUCUAUUUUUUCUGUGGCUUGUUGGGCCAUUCAUACAAGUUUUGCCUGCAAGCAAGGAACUCGAUGCUUACGGUGGACCAGUACCCAUAUAGUGCAGAGAUGAAGGCGGGAAUGCUGCGUGGGCCGAGGCCAGUUGGUCAUUCUUGGCUUGUACCGGUUGGGGAGAAGAGGGAGGAGGGUGAGGCUAGUGUGGGGGGUAGGAACAAUUCGGGUGUGGUACCCGUUGGACUGCCGGUGGUGGAGGAAGGGUUGACUGUGAGGCCUAAGCGGAGGAGGGAAGAUGGGCGGGAUGGUGAGGGUGUUGGGGUGAGUAGGGGUGUGGAUGUGACAAUGUCAGAUGUCUUAAAAAACUUGUUGUUAGCGGGUUCUGGUUCUCAGACCCGCCCGUCAUUAUGA
Ipomoea nil (Japanese morning glory) is the source of this 1041-nucleotide messenger RNA. RefSeq lists its product as uncharacterized. Lineage: Eukaryota; Viridiplantae; Streptophyta; Magnoliopsida; Solanales; Convolvulaceae. Bases 1 to 1041 code for a protein of 346 amino acids. The transcript has a single exon. The record is from RefSeq and is a predicted model, not a curated record.